Molecule: messenger RNA, 1602 nt
Organism: Siniperca chuatsi (mandarin fish)
Lineage: Eukaryota; Metazoa; Chordata; Actinopteri; Centrarchiformes; Sinipercidae
Product: rhombotin-1-like
Exons: 5
Coding region: 400-867 (155 amino acids)
Biological process (GO): positive regulation of transcription by RNA polymerase II
Cellular component (GO): nucleus
Molecular function (GO): transcription coactivator activity; DNA-binding transcription factor binding
Source: RefSeq, a predicted model, not a curated record
CUGUGCAGAGGAGCUCAUUUGAGGGGGGAACAGCCGCAGCCUGUGCAGAUACAGAAAUGCUUAUGCACUGACAUCAGCUAAGAUAAGGCACAGACACUCUUGAUUUGAGGACAUCUCUCUUGCCGGAAAGGUGAUACCCGAGGACGCCGUUUUCAUCCAUCCACGGGUUAUUUUUACGCAUAAGACACAUCAGAAAGCGACACUAUGGCUGUUUCUCUCGGCUUUCUUCGGGGUUAUGAGGAGCGGAGCUGAAGUUUGAGCGACUCCGGGUUGAUGCUGUAAUUCAUACAGAGUGCCAAAGCCCUUCUGUGUUUAUUAUCGCUCUUCGGGGUGUUAUCGUGCACGCAGGAGAAGAAGCGCAUUUCUUCAGUUGUUGGAUUGUUGUCGGUUUCUAGAAGAAUGGUGCUGGACAAGGAGGAGAGUGUGUCUCUCGUGUCCCUCCAGUCCAGAGAGAAGCCGAGGGGCUGCGCCGGCUGCAACGGGAAGAUCCGGGACCGCUUCAUGCUGCAGGCAUUGGACAGGUACUGGCAUGAGGACUGUCUGAAGUGUGCCUGCUGUGACUGCCGCCUGGGCCGGGUGGGCUCCACCCUCUACACCCGGGCCAACCUCAUCCUCUGCCGCAGGGAUUACCUGAGGCUCUUUGGGGUGACGGGGAACUGUGCAGCCUGCAGUAAGCUGAUCCCUGCCUUUGAGAUGGUGAUGAGAGCCAGAGACAAUGUCUACCAUUUAGACUGCUUCGCCUGUCAGCUCUGCCGUCAGAGAUUUUGCGUGGGAGACAAGUUUUUCCUCAAGAACAACAUGAUCCUCUGCCAGCUCGACUAUGAAGGAGGCCAUCUUAAUGGCAACACAGAGAGACAGCCUCAAUAAGAGAUCAGUGCAGGACAACUGUGAGCCAGUUGGACUACGAAACUCACAGCAGCACAGUCAGCUUCCUGUUUCAGACUGAACCAUAUGUGGAAACAACCCUGAUACACUGAGACAUGUUUCCAGCAGCCCAUGAUUGAACUCUUUAUUAUAGAGCUUUGUGGUAACUAUCCUGAAAACUGAAAUUUCUGAUCAGAUGGACCCAGAGAUCAACCAGGAAGUGAAAAUGGAAUAAUGAAACUAUCAGGAGGAUAUUUUCCAGAGAACUUAAUGUGGACUGCGAUGGUUCUGCCCUUUUGUUUUUUUGACAUUCAACAAAUAGAGCAACCAGUCUUUGCAAAUAAUUUGAGGAGUCUGUUUACCAAACUUUAAAAUACUAGAUGGAAAGAGAGAAGCCAAUCAGGCCACACAUAGCAUCAACCAAGUCAUAAAUCACAGAGAGAAAAACUAAGUUGUCUUUUUUAAACGUCUCUCUGAUUGUCAAAUUGUUCUGGCAGUCACCGAACUGUCCUUUGCGGUGAACCCCACCCAUCUGGCAUGUUGGAAACAUUUUUGCAAAUACAGUUUGGCUCAGUUCAACAACUGCGAAGGAUCAACUGUUUCUCCUUCAUCUCUCUGCCUCUCGACUCUGAAGACUUGAACUGAACUGAGUAGCACUUCAAACCCACCAUAGCUUUGCUUUCACUCUGAUCUCAAGCUGUUUUUUUUCUUGGCUAAUUAAACUGAAUUUUAAUUUCA